UAUCAGGAGCCAUUGGUGGAAUAAUUAUGGUGGGAGGGAUUACUUCUUAUUUAGUCGUUGCUAGUAAAAGGUCGCCUAUUUUCAAAUCUCCAAAAUGCGGUCGAAUUAGCCCAAAAAUUACUUGGCAAAAUACUGGCGAUCCACAAGGAGUUUUAAUCCGUGCUGCCGAACCGCUGGAAAGUCACACUAUCCCAACUAUUUCUCAACUUCAAGUAAACAAAGAUAUGAAAAAAAUUUACUAUCACACUAAUGGACCGGGCAAAUUAUGUCGAGCCCUAAACAUUGAUAUAAACCUUAACCAUGCUGACCUAACUACUAGCGAUUUAAUUUACUUAGAACAUGCCCCUGAAAUUAUUCCAGACCAAAUUGUUGCCACUAAAAGA
Messenger RNA from Racocetra persica, 383 nucleotides. The record is from the annotation of a GenBank genome assembly. Lineage: Eukaryota; Fungi; Glomeromycota; Glomeromycetes; Diversisporales; Gigasporaceae.